AUGGCGGGUGAGGCCACGUCAUCCAUCCUGCAGUUCGCCACGUGGCAGAGCUCCGUUGACGUGUCGUUCUGGGAGAAGCUCGCGUCGCUGAAGGUCGAUUCGCAAGGCCUGAAAGAGGAAGACGUGGCAAUUCAUGGUUUCUUCACGCCAUCCUCACACUCUCAGUUCCCCUCCUUCCUCUCCCUCUCCUCCGCCUCCUUCCCCCCUUCCCCUGCCCCGCCUCCUCGCUUGCAUCUCAUCCAACCGGAUGUUACCACCAACACUGCUGACGUCACCACCGCUGACGUCACCACCUCGGACGUCACCACUGCUGACGUCGCCACACAUGCUGAUGUCAUCACUGUUGCUGACAGCAGCACUGGUGGUGUUGCCAGCAGCAAUAGUAGCAGCAACGUCAGCAACAGCAACAGCAACGGUGGUGACAGUAGGAGUGCAGUAACCAGUGGUGACAGAAAUGUGGCGGUUACCACCACCAGUGAUGGCAGGAGCGUGGUGGCAGGGGUGCUACGGAUUGCCAACACAGUGGAGUCGUUCCGAGCAUUCGACCGGCGGAAGAUGAUGGAGGGGGUGGCACAGCAGCUUUGGCACGACAUGCUAUCUGGCAGGGCAGAAAAGCACCCCUCCUUUCCCCAUUCUGUCCUCUUUUCUCUGGUGUCACUCUCGUUCUUCACCCUCGCAGCUGAUUGGCUGAACCCUCUCACAGCACCCGCCACGUGUCCAUCCGCCACUGGCUGGGAGCUGAACGCCAAGGGGAGGACCGGCGCGCGGUGUGCUGACCUGGCGCCGCUGAUGGACCCUGCCAGGCUGGCAGACGAGGCAGCGUCGCUCAAUCUGAAGCUGAUGCGGUGGCGCGUGCUGCCACAGCUGCAGCUGGAAAAGCUUCAGGCGACGAAAUGCCUAUUGUUGGGAGCUGGCACCCUUGGGUGUCAGGUGGCGCGCUCGUUGCUGGUGAGUGAGUUCACGGUUGAAGGAGGUGGAGCUUGGGGCAUUCGUGACAUUACCCUCGUGGACUACGGGGCGGUUUCGUAUUCUAACCCUGUGCGGCAAUGCCUCUUCUCUGUCAAGCACUGCUUGAACGGCGGCGUACCGAAAGCACAGGCAGCAGCAGAAGCACUCAAAGAAAUACUUCCCACUGCUCACACGUCAGGCCAUCGCCUCGCCAUCCCCAUGCCAGGUCACCCCGUGUCGGCCUCCGAGGCGCCACGUGUGCAUGCUGACGUGGCAGCCCUGCUGGCACUACUCCGCCAGUCAGACGCCGUCUUCCUCCUCACCGACACGCGGGAGAGCCGCUGGUUACCCACCCUGCUGUGUGCCGCCGAGGGGAAGGCGGUCAUCAACGCUGCUCUCGGCUUCGACUCCUUUCUUGUCAUGCGCCACGGGGCACUGCCGCUGCCUCUGCAUGCCACGUCAGCACCAGCAGUGUCUGAGUCAGCACCAGCAGCGUCUGAGUCAGCAUCAGCAGCGUCUGACUCAGCGCCAUCCAAGCGCCUCGGCUGCUACUUCUGCAAUGACGUCGUUGCUCCCCUCAAUUCCACCACUCAUCGCACGCUAGACCAGCAGUGCACAGUCACGCGCCCUGGCCUGGCAGCUAUAGCGGGGGCUCUGGCAGUGGAGCUGCUGGUGGGGCUGCUGCACCACCCACUCGGAAUCUCAGCACCAGCAGAAGACACCGCUGCUGAUGGGGUUUCUGCCUCUGCUUCUGCGUCUUCCCACCUCUGCUCGCCUCUGGGCCCGCUGCCUCACCAGCUACGAGGCUUCCUCUCCUCCUUCUCCCAGUUACCCAUCACCGGUUUCGCCUUUCACCAGUGCACUGCGUGCUCGCCUACAGUGGUUUCAGCAUACCAAGAGCGUGGGUUUGCAUUCCUUAUGGACGCGUUUAACGAUCCCACAUACUUGGAGAAAAUAACAGGUUUGGAUAAGCUGCACGCAGCUACCGUGGAGAUAGAAGUUGACUGGGAUGAUGCGGGGAUCGAGUCGACGCGAGCCGCGAGGAAAGCUGCGGUAACGGUACCAUUUUUGUCGCCAUUGUUGCUUCCCAACAACCGAUACAACGCCAAGUGCCUCGACGGCAGCCCCCCUGGAUAUUAUUUCCGCCCUGGUUACGGCUAUGGACAAUCGUCGUGGCACAUCCACCUGCCCCCUGGCGGCUGGUGCUCCACGUUUUCUGGGUGUGCCAAUCGCAGCACCACGUUCCUCGGUUCUUCUAAGCCUGAGCUGCAGAAGGACAAUCCGUACAGCAAUGCAAGUUAUGCCUACUUGGGAAUACUAAGCACCGGGCCAUUUGUCAACAAGGCUUUUCGCAACUGGAACCUCAUGGUGCCCAUCUACUGCGAUGGAGGGGGGUUUCAGGGCACGGCGGGAUGGGCGAAAGUGAAUGAUUCAUUCGGAAUCUACAUGGACGGGUGGGAUUGCAUCAAAGCGGUGCUGACGGAUGUGAAGGAGUUAAGGGGGAUGCAGUCUGCCACACGGGUCUUGCUUUCAGGGCAAUCGGCAGGGGCCCAGACGGUGCUGACCCUGUGUGAACACAUGCAGGAGUAUGCACCGAAUGCACAGAAGAUCAAAUGCCUCAUGGACUCUGGCGCGUUUACAGAUUCCAACGAUCGCUAUGGGCAGCCGUUCUUUCAAAGAAUGGCGGCUGACAUUGUUGCUCUGCACAAGUUCACUGGCAGCACAAAGUGCGCGCAAGCCCACUCGUCAAGUGAGCGCUGGCACUGCUUCUUUCCCCUAUACGCGCUGCCCUACAUCUCUCGCUCCCUCCCCCUCUAUGUCAUCAAUUCUCUCUUCGACUAUCGGGCCCUCAUGCUCGGAAACCAGCUCAACCCCUUCAACCAAACCUACUCGGUUCGGUGCGUUGCCGAGCUGCUUCGGCUCCUCCCGAACCUCACCGUCCAAUCGCUGACCGCCAGCUCGCCGCGCCAGCUGGCGCUGUAUUUAGCGGGGAAACAAGCGAGUAAGGAGUGUACUAGCAGUGAGCAAUUGGCAAUGCUGUGGGCUGGGCAGAAUGUGGGGAAAUUUGUUCAGAGUGUGCAGCAGAGGGGGAGUAAUAGUGGCGUGUUUAUCCCUGUGGGGAUUGCGCACUGUGUGAUUGCGCUUCCAUAUUGGAAUCGCCUUAGAGUAGAUGGGGUUAGGAUGUGUGAUGCAGUUCUCUCAUGGUACUUGCAAAAAUGA
This is a messenger RNA of Closterium sp. Yama58-4, 3168 nucleotides long. Lineage: Eukaryota; Viridiplantae; Streptophyta; Zygnematophyceae; Desmidiales; Closteriaceae. The record is from the annotation of a GenBank genome assembly.